This is a messenger RNA of Equus caballus (horse), 4382 nucleotides long. It is a transcript of the gene PKP2, whose product is annotated as plakophilin 2. Gene Ontology annotation, molecular function: intermediate filament binding; protein kinase C binding; molecular adaptor activity. Gene Ontology annotation, biological process: cell-cell adhesion; heart development; protein localization to plasma membrane. The record is from RefSeq and is a predicted model, not a curated record. Gene Ontology annotation, cellular component: plasma membrane; intercalated disc; nucleus. Lineage: Eukaryota; Metazoa; Chordata; Mammalia; Perissodactyla; Equidae.
CCUGCUCCGCUGCAGCUUCGCCUGCAGGUCUCGCGGCAGGCGAGCUGCUCGGUCGCGUCCUCGGGCCCCAUGGCAGCCCCCGGUUCCCCGACCGAAUGCGGCUACAUCCGGACAGUCCUGGGCCAGCAGAUCCUGGGGCAGCUGGACAGCUCCAGCUUGGCGCUGCCCUCCGAGGCCAAGCUGAAGCUGGCGGGGAGCAGCAGCCGCGGCGGCCAGGCGGCCAAGAGCCUGCGGAUCCAGGAGCAGGUGCAGCAGACCCUGGCUCGGAAGGGCCGCAGCUUCGUGGGCAACGGAAAUCUUCACCGAACCAGCAGUGUUCCUGAGUAUGUCUACAACCUCCACUUGGUUGAAAAUGAUUUUGUUGGCGGGCGUUCCCCUGUUACCAAAACCUAUGACAUGCUCAAGACAGGCACCACCGCCACUUACGAAGGUCGCUGGGGGAGAGGAACUGCUCAGUACAGUUCACAGAAGUCCAUGGAAGAAAGAUCCUUGCGGCAGCCUCUGAGGAGACUUGAGAUUUCUCCAGACAGCAGCCCUGAGAGGGUGCAUUACUCACACAGUGAUUACCAGUACAGCCAGAGAAGCCAGGCCGGGCACACUCUGCAGCACCAAGACAGCAGGAGAUCCACGCUGCUUAUGCCCCCGAGAUACGCUCGCUCAGAAAUUGUUGGUUUAACCCACUCUGGGGCCGUGAGCAGACAUCGCCACUACGACACUUACCAUCGACGGUACCAGUACGGGUCUGUUAACGAUUCUGUUGAUGGUGCCCCUGUCAACCCGCUGGUGUUCAUGUACCCCAGGCCUGGGACCAGCUACAGCAUGGGCAACCUCUUAGAGAAGGAGAACUACAUGACUUCAGGGUCUGUUGCUGGGCAGGUGAAGCCGCUGGUGCCCCUGCAGCCCAUCAGUCAGAACAGGGUCAAUCGGGCCUCCUGGCAUCAGAGCUCCUUCCACAGCACCCGCACGGUGCGGGAAGCCGGGCCCAGCGUCACUGUCGAUUCAGGCGGGAGGAGGACGCACAUGACCGUUGGCCAAGCGGCAGCAGGAGGAAGUGGGAACAUGCUCGUGGAGAGGAGCGCUUUCACUGACUCCCACCUUGGGAAUGCAGACAUGGAGAUGACUCUGGAGCGAGCCGUGAGCAUGCUCGACGCCGACCACGUGCCACCGUCCAGGAUUUCUGCUGCCGCUACUUUCAUACAGCAUGAGUGCUUCCAGAAAUCUGAAGCGCGGAAAAGGGUUCAUCAGCUUCGCGGCAUCCCCAGGCUUCUCCAGCUCCUAAAAGUCCAGAAUGAAGAUGUGCAGCGAGCCGUGUGUGGGGCCUUGAGAAACUUGGUCUUUGAAGACAAUGACAACAAGCUGGAGGUAGCUGAGCUCAACGGGGUACCUCGGCUGCUCCAGGUGCUAAAGCAAACCAGAGACUUGGAGACUAAAAAGCAAAUCACAGGUUUGCUGUGGAAUUUGUCUUCUAAUGACAAACUCAAGAAUCUCAUGAUAACAGAAGCCUUGCUCAUCCUGAAUGAGAAUAUCAUUAUCCCCUUUUCGGGGUGGCCAGAAGGGGACUACCCCAAAGCGAAUGGUUUGCUUGAUUUUGAUAUAUUCUACAAUGUCACAGGAUGCCUAAGAAACAUGAGUUCAGCUGGCCCUGAUGGGAGGAAGGUGAUGAGAAGGUGUGAUGGACUGAUUGACUCACUGGUCCAUUAUGUCAGAGGAACCAUUGCAGAUUACCAGCCGGAUGACAAGGCCACAGAGAACUGUGUGUGCAUUCUUCACAACCUCUCCUACCAGCUGGAGACAGAGCUCCCAGAGAGAUACUCACAGGGUAUCUAUAUUCAAAACCGGAAUAUCCAGACUGACAACAACAAAAGUAUUGGGUGUUUUGGCAGUCGAAGCAGGAAAGUAAAAGAGCAAUACCAGGACAUGCCAAUGCCAGAGGAAAAGAGCAACCCCAAGGGUGUGGAGUGGUUGUGGCACUCCAUCGUGAUACGGAUGUAUUUGUCCUUGAUCGCCAAGAGUGUCCGAAACUACACUCAGGAAGCAUCCUUGGGAGCUCUCCAGAAUCUCACGGCAGGAAGUGGACCAAUGCCGACGUCAGUGGCUCAGACAGUUGUCCAGAAGGAAAAUGGCCUCCAGCACACCCGAAAGAUGCUGCAUGUUAGUGAUCCAAGUGUGAAAAAGACUGCUGUGUCCCUGCUGAGGAAUUUGUCUCGGAAUCUUUCGCUGCAGAAUGAAAUUGCCAGAGAAACUCUGCCUGAUUUGGUUUCCAUAAUUCCCGACACAGUCCCAAGUACUGACCUUCUAAUCGAAACUACGGCCUCUGCCUGUUACACGUUGAACAACAUCAUCCAGAACAGUUACCAGAAUGCCCGGGAUCUUCUAAACACUGGGGGCCUGCAGAAAAUCAUGACCAUCAGUGCAGGGGAUGCCUGUGCCUCCAACAAAGCCAGUAAAGCUGCCUCUGUUCUCCUGUAUUCUCUGUGGACACACACGGAGCUCCAUAACGCCUACAAGAAGGCUCAGUUCAAGAAGACAGAUUUUGUCAACAGCCGGACUGCCAAAGCGUAUCACUCCCUCAAAGACUGAGGACAGUGAGGAAGCGCCCUCAGAGAUGCCAGCCUCGCCAUCCUCAGCCACAAAAAAACCCCAAAGGAAAGCACCUAUUUUUCUACUGCCCAGCCCAAGAAGCCUCAAAAAAAGCAUGCCUUGUUUCUAUCCUUUUCUAUUUCCAUGGUCCCCAGAAUUCAGAAAACAAAUAAUCAGAGUAUAAUUUUAUUGGUCUUCCAGAAGACUUUUGCAAGUUUGCCACCAGUAGAGACUGGCAGCGGGCUUAAUUCAACCUUCUCCAAAUAGUGGUCUUUGUGAUCAGGGCUUACAAUGCAUGGCCUCCUGGAACCACAAUGUGAAUUCACGUGGAAUGGACAUUAACAGAAUAAAUAAGGAAGGAAGCUGUUGUAUUACUAGGAUUUUAAAAGUUUGAUUUACAUUUUUAUUCCCUUUCUGGUUUCCAUGUUUUGUCACUCAUAUGCACGUCGCUUCACCACUGAGCCACGAGUGUGUUGUCCUGCUGUGUUGAAACAGAAUGGAAACGACGAGAAAUAUUUGAAAAGUUAUCCAGGAGAAAAUUUAAUGGCAAAGUUAUAUGUUUCUUUGUUUACUUUGUGCUUGUUUUUAUCCUCUUGAAUUUUUUCUCUGAUUUUAAAUGAACUAAUGAAAUUUAGAUCACAGAGCAUGCAUGACUGUAAGGAAAAGAAAUUGAAAGAAAGUGAUCAUAGCAAACUUAAAAAUCUUUUCCACAGGGAAAGACAACUAUGGUUGUGAAAUUCAAUGUUCCCUCUAAACGCUGAGUAAAUUCAAUUUUCUGCCCAAGGAAAUACGUUACCUGUAACACCACUGUGAAAUGAAAGUCUCUUCUGAAUGGUGGCAUUCAGUGUAACUAUUUCCUGGACUUUUUCAGCCACUGCAAUGGGCUGGUGAAAAAACAGACUCAACUCUUUAGCUACAAAAGGAAGAAAGGCCUCUCAAACAGCUGGGCCAGCCCAGGGCACUGAAGACACAGCUCAUUUUAAUGAAUUAUGUUAUCAACCAGCCCAACUUUGCUCAACAUUUGAAAAAAUAGCACAGAGCCACUAACUCUGAUGUGAUCUUCCUCAAACCAUUAUUUUAAGUCAAGGGAACUCUAUAGAAGAAAAAUGAAGAAGUUAUGUUGAGGAAAAAUGUGUCUAGACCACCAAGAAAUGGUGUGAGAGAUACUAAUAUUUAAAAGUUGACACCAUCAUCUACUGAAGCGAAUCUAUAUUGUUAUUUUAACUGGGCCGUGAGUAAUAUUCAUAUAGAAUUAGUCUUCUCAACUACAAUUUUGUUAUUAUAUUUUGCUUUUCUAAAAAAUCUGACAAUGUUUGUUAUAAGAAAGUAAGAAGAGAAAAAUCCUUCAGCUCCUUUUGGCCAGAUAGGUGUAAUAGAAAAUAAAUUCCCAUUUUCAGUUUGAAUGUGUACUUAAGUCUUUAUUAUAUUUAGAACUUGAAAUUUUUUCCAUUUUAAAAGCUCAAUGAAGAAGACUUAGUUUACUAACCUAGUUCAAAAUGAAAUUAUUUGGAUACCAAUUUUUAAAAUACUGAAGAGAGAAAUUAUCUCUUUUUCCAGAGUUUUGAUGAUAAGCAUUUGGAGUAUUUAUUCCUCCAGAUAACUGAUGUAUGUUCCAGAACUUUCUGUAUUUUUUAAGACAUUAGUAGAAUCUUCAAUAAUGUUACACACAAAAUGAGGCAAAAAUAACAUUGCCUGCAUUGGUAUCUGUGUAUAUCUGAUUUAUUUGUAUUUCUUGGUAUAUGUGGUAUGAUUGACAUGACAUCUGAGGAUUUGACCUUAUAAACUUCAACUUUAAUUACUAA